Messenger RNA from Gongylonema pulchrum, 222 nucleotides. The record is from the annotation of a GenBank genome assembly. Lineage: Eukaryota; Metazoa; Nematoda; Chromadorea; Rhabditida; Gongylonematidae.
AUGCCGCUGAACCGUCAUGGCCAGCUGUUGUACGACAGGAAUCAGAAACUUUCCUAUUUUUAUCAUUUCAACAAUUUCAGCGAUGGCGGAUCGGUACGACGACGAAUGGAAAACAACGACGAAAUGGAUCGGACUACAUAUCUUUUCUCGCGCUUCGGUACACAUUGCGUUCAUAAGUCUCCGCCGUUUAUCACUGGAUUGCUUGCACUCUUGUAUGUAUGA